Messenger RNA from Neogale vison (American mink), 1093 nucleotides. RefSeq names its product ret finger protein-like 4A. The transcript has 4 exons. NCBI's taxonomy places the organism in Eukaryota, Metazoa, Chordata, Mammalia, Carnivora, Mustelidae. Gene Ontology annotation, molecular function: protein binding. The coding region runs from base 116 to 1093 and encodes 325 amino acids. The record is from RefSeq and is a predicted model, not a curated record.
AACUGGUUGUAGGGACAGCAAAUGACCACACACGUCGAGGUGUCAGGGGCCCAAGGCCUGAUGUCCCUCUGCCUCCUGGAAGAUCUCACCUGCUGCCUUUCCUCACACAGUGGUCAUGGCCGCACACUUGCAAGACUCAAGCAGGUGUCCUGUGUGCCUGACUUACCUGGAGGUGCCCGUGUACCUGAAGUGUGGCUUCACCUGCUGCCUCCACUGCUUCGACUCCCUACAGAGGGAGCCCAGCGGGGAGGGUUUCCGGUGUCCCUCCUGCUCCGCUGUUUCUCGGAGGAAGGACCUCAGGCCAGGCACGCAUCUUGGGAGGCUGGUCUCCAGGAUCAGGGAGUUGGAGCCCCAGCUGAAAGCCGUUCUGCACAUGAACCCAAACGUGCACAAGUUCCAAGUCGAGGUCACCCUGGAUGUUGACACCGCCAACCACUACCUCAUCAUUUCUGAGGACUUGAGGAGUGUCUGCUGUGGGUAUUCCAAACAGACUCAGAGCGCCGGGGCCCAGAGGUUCGACUAUGCCCUCUGCGUCCUGGGAUCCCCUGGGUUCCCCUCUGGCCGCCACUACUGGGAGGUGGACGUGGGGAUGAGCAAGGCCUGGGAUGUGGGUGUUUGCAGAGACUCCGCUGACCGACAAGGGCCCAUUCUACUGUCCGCAGAGCUUGGCUUCUGGACGGUGGGCUUGAGAAAAGAUCUCUUCCAAGCCAGCACCAGGCCUGUGACCAUGCUCUCAGUGAGCCCCCGCUUACACCGACUAGGGAUUUUCCUGGACAUGAAUCUUGGCACCGUUUCUUUUUAUCACGUGAGUGAUGGAGCCCACAUUUUCACCUUCACUGGAAUCCCUGCUGUGGGGCCGCUGCGUCCGUUUUUUGCUCCCGGGAGUCCCACCACGGAUGGUCAAGGCUUCCUGAGAAUCUGUCCUAAAGCGCAGAAGGAGCGAGGGAUCCGAGGUGCAGGGCUGGGCCGCAUGGGGGCCACGCCAGAGGACAUUCUGCACAGAGGGCAGACCGAGUUCUCAAGGGAAGUACCACGGGCCAGUCGCAGGCCCAGGCGCUCCCCUGACAAGACCCCGGCCAUCCUGCCCCUGUAG